Molecule: messenger RNA, 876 nt
Organism: Aureobasidium subglaciale EXF-2481
Lineage: Eukaryota; Fungi; Ascomycota; Dothideomycetes; Dothideales; Saccotheciaceae
Exons: 2
Coding region: 1-876 (291 amino acids)
Cellular component (GO): membrane
Source: RefSeq, a predicted model, not a curated record
AUGGCUCCUCCUGCAAACGAUGAUGGCUAUCAGCUAUGGAAAUACUACCCUUCCAUGAUUGGAAACAUCGUGGUCGCCAGUAUCUUCGGUCUCGUUGCUUUGACGCAUUUUGGCCUUGUGGUCUUUCGAAAGCAAUGGUUUUGCAUCCCCUUGGUCAUUGGAGGAAUCUUUGAAGUAGUUGGCUAUGGCGCCAGAGCCUAUGCUCGCAGCCACACUACAGAUACAUUACCUUAUGCCAUGCAAUCACUCUUGGUCCUACUGGCACCCAUCCUCUUUGCUGCAUCGGUAUACAUGUAUCUCGGAAAAAUCAUUCGCUCUGUCGGUGGCGAGAAGCAUUGCCCUAUCCCUCUCCGCUUCCUCACAAAGACCUUCGUAGCGGGCGAUAUCGCAUGCUUCCUCGCCCAAGGAGCAGGCGGCGGUCUCCUCUCCUCUGCCAAAAAAGCCUCGAAAAUCAGUCUCGGCCAAAACAUCAUUCUCGCUGGCCUCGUUCUUCAGAUUGUCAUUUUCUUCCUCUUCAUCAUCGUGGCGGUCAAUUUCCACGUCAAGAUGAGAGGUCGUUCGAGGACUUUAGCAUCAGGUUGGCAGAGGAAACUGUUUGGUCUUUACGUCGUUAGCAUCCUCAUCGCUGUGCGAAACAUCUUUCGCGCCAUCGAAUACGGGAUGGGUGGUUCGGGCUAUCUAUUGAGCCAUGAGUGGGCUACCUUUGUGUUCGAUGCUGCUUUGAUGAUUGUUGUCAUGAUCGUCAGUCUAAGCUGGUAUCCUAAUAUUCUUGGCAAAGUGGACGCACAUCUGUCUGGUCAAGAAACGGAGCCCCAAUUGACUUUGGGAGAAUCAGGCAACAAUCUGGCAGAAAACAAGGACUCUGAGAUGGUUUGA